This is a messenger RNA of Striga hermonthica, 891 nucleotides long. Lineage: Eukaryota; Viridiplantae; Streptophyta; Magnoliopsida; Lamiales; Orobanchaceae. The record is from the annotation of a GenBank genome assembly.
CCAGUGUUGCGGGAGGGCACAGCGCACGCCCGCAGCAUUCAGUUGCAUGUCGGCACGCACGUCCGUGGCCAGCGCCGCACCGCAAGCUGUGCAGCAGCCACGCCAUGCCAGUGCAUGCCCAUCCGUGGUCAGGUGCACGCAGCACCCUCGGCCAUGGCCAUGGCAGGCAGGCCGCAACGGCCGUGCCCGCACCAGUUCCGCCAGCAGCUGCGGCCGCAGCCUUGGCAGGCCGUGGACCGAGUCAGCUGCCGGCCGACCGGUCCGAGCAGACCGGCGGUCCGGCUAGACCGAGAUCUGUGUGCCUUAGUAAUCAGUCAGAAUGUUAUCACGUAUUCAAUAAUGUUAAACUUUCUCAAUGUUCAGAUGCCGCCACGUAGGGAACCCGAUCAUCCGGCUCCUACUCAGGCUACUGUAGUCGCACAGUUCCGCGACUAUCACGCUGAAAAGUUCUCAGGGCAGGGAGAUCCCCGAAUUGUAGAUGAAUGGAUUCAGGGCUUGGAGUUUAUCUUUGAGGUCAUGGACUGCCCCGAUAGAUAUCGCGUAAUCUGCGCUCAGCUUCAGCUCACUGGUGAUGCUAGGCUCUGGUGGAAUGCCUACUGGAGCAUGCGUCCCGGUGAGAAAGCGAUAUGUACGUGGGAUAUGCUCAAGGAGCUAGUCCGCGAAAAGUACUACCCCUCUUAUUAUCGGGCAGAGAUGGAGCGUCAGUUCUUAGCGCUCCAGCAGGGCACUCGUACGGUUGAUGAGUACGAGCGACAGUUUACGAGACUUGCAGCUUUCGUUCCAGACCUGGUUCGCACGGAGGCUCAGAGAGCGCAGCGGUUCAUCGACGGGCUUUACCCAACAGUCCGUCACAAUAUUGUAGGCCAUGGGACACAGACAUAUGCUCGUGCA